Molecule: messenger RNA, 2076 nt
Organism: Fusarium graminearum PH-1
Lineage: Eukaryota; Fungi; Ascomycota; Sordariomycetes; Hypocreales; Nectriaceae
Exons: 5
Coding region: 1-2076 (691 amino acids)
Source: RefSeq, a predicted model, not a curated record
AUGCAUCUCAAUCAUACCGCAGCCCUCCAAGAUUUCUGGGGCUUCAAAUGCGCCCGCGGUAGCAAGUUUUAUAUCUGCGAAAAUUCUUGGGCCGAGUUCUUUGGAUGCUGUACGAGCGACCCUUGUGCCGAUGGAAUUGGGGUAUGCCCGCCCGACAAUGUCAAGGCUCUCACGUUUGACGCUGAAAAAGCGUCAGAAAUGCCCUGGCAAGACUGUUUGACAUCAUCCACCAGUAUGUUCCAAGUUUGCGCUAAACGUUCAUCGGUCAAGUCCAUGCAUAAGAAUCCUACGUAUAUUCCAAUCAUCAGUCAAGAAGUCGUCGACGAAUUUGAGAGCCCCAACGCCGCUAGUAUCCAGACAGUCAACGACAGUGAUAGUCCACAUCUGGCAUCGGAUUGCAAGCCAAUCAAUGUUACACAGUCCAAGAUGACUUUUUUUAUUGGGUGGGCGUGGGAUAUUGUGUUAACAUUGAUUCCAAUUUGUUUCAUAGAAUCGGCAGCUUUGGCGAUAGCCGUCGUUGGCCUAGACGGCCAAAAGAAAUCAGACUAUGGACAACACGUACUUGAGUUAACCCGUCUCGGCCCUUCUCUGUACCCAAUCUUGUUUGCUGCUGUCGCGGGUCGAUUCUAUAGGAACCUCGCUCGUUGGCGCCUGGAACAACCAGGAGGUGUCAGCCUUGCUGUUCUGGAGCAAGUAUUUGGUAGUCAAAGUUUUGCCACGGCUUUGGAACGUGUUUUCGUCGUCCACACUCAUGUGUUCCUCGGUAUCCUCAUCCUUUCCACCUGGGCGCUGUCGCCAUUAGGUGGGCAGAGUUCGUCAAGAAUCCUAUCGUUUGGAGAUAGAACAGAAGUGUCAAAUGGCACUAUAAGUUAUUUGCACCCCGCUUAUCAAGUCACAAGCUACAUCAAUCGAAACUCUUACUUAACAACGAGGGCCAGUAUCGCAGCAUUGUACUCGUCAUGUCUUCUUUCGUCACCGGAGCAAAAGCGAUCGCCGAGAGAUCUAUGGGACCUACCAAAAAUCCCCCAGUGGAAAUCAGACAAGAAAGUCGGGGAGACAUACCCAGUUGAUAACGAAGCCCUUCGGAAUGGCAGAGAUGAUUAUGCAUCCCUCAUAGGCAUCAAACUACGUGGUUUGGACUUUGAAGAAGGGUUGACACAAUACAACUUUACUGUGCAAACCUCAUACAUCGAUCUUCAAUGCUUGCUGGAGAAUGAUGAUGUUUUGGAUCCCUCUCGCUUGUUCAAUGACGCGACUAUGGCACCCUCAACAGACCUAGUGGAUUUCAGGGUUCACGCAGAUAUCAAGAGCUCACUUCCUUGGACACAGUGGAAGGGUCUUGAUAACCCCCCUCCUCUCCAACUAUUCUACAUCAUCAAGUGGGAAUGGAUGGGCCAUAAUGGUUACUCUGGAAGUGCAUGGUCAGCCAUUAAUUGCACUAUGCAAUCAAUUUGGAUGGACACAGAAUUUCGGUGUGGCCCCCGCCCAUCGGCAAAAAGUUGCUAUGCUUACCAGCAACGAAGGGUCAACGAUAAAAUCUCACCAAACCGUCUUCCAAGACUGAUGACUAAAAACCAUGGCGCCUUGAGGCAAGCAAUCUCGGUUUGGCCAGAGGCGUCCAGUGAUUGGACUAGCAACAAACCGUCAGCUACAGAGAAUUACAUCAUGGGUGAGAUGCACCCUUACGCCGGGCAGGGCUUUAGAAACUGGACAGAGAUGGAUCGUGAAAAGUUCCCUGCGGAAAUUUCCAGGCGAAUGACGACUGCUUUCAAUACGUUCUGGGACGCUACGCUGAACCCUACCGGACAUACCAACAUAACAUUUAAAAAUCUUGAUGACAGCAGUACGGCGUUUGAGGACGAGUUCAAUGCUCAACCAUUUAUGAACACAACGGUUGGAACGAUGACGGCUGAGCGCGAGAUACUUGCAAUUUUGGGGCUCGUACUUGAAGUGCUGAUAGUGGGACCAGAUGUUCUUGGAUACGCGAGCUCAUUCACACGGGAUAACCCUUACAUGUAUGCCCUGAUGACGAGGUUGGAUAUCUUGCUAUUUGUGCUAUUCCAACCAAGGCAGUAG